CCUCACCGCUCCUAGCACCACAUAAUUCCUUCAAGAACAGCCAAAACCUUCUUGAAAUCCCUCUUUUUCCUUCUAGUUCAUUUCCAAGAAACAAAUGGCCCCUGUCACUUCCAGUUAUGAGGUCACCUCCUCAAUCCCUCCUGCAAGGUUGUUCAAGGCCACCAUCCUCGAAGAGAAGCAUCUUCACAAGAUCUUGCCACAGGGCGUUAAGAGUGUCGAAAUCCUUGAAGGAGAUGGUGGAGUUGGCACAAUUAAGUUGACCACAUUUGUUGACGGUGGCGAGCAUAAGACUGCCAAACAGAGAGUUGAUGGAAUUGACAAAGAAAAAUUUACAUACAGCUAUACUGUACUUGAAGCUGAUGGAUUUAACGAUGUAAUCGAGAAAAUCUGUUGUGUCAUCAAAUUUGAACCCUCUGCUGAUGGAGGUUCAAUCUGCAAAACCACUAACACAUACUACCCCAAAGGUGGUGCUCAGAUCAGUGAGGAACACCUCAAGGGAGGAAAAGAGAUGGGUUUGGGAAUGGUUAAGGCUGUUGAGGCAUACCUCCAUGCAAAUCCUACUGCCUACAACUAAUUAUAAUGAAUGCUACUGCAAGGACUCUUCGACAUAUUUUCUUCAAGAUUGAAGUAUAAACUGAGGGUGUCUGUUUCCUUUUUUGCUUGGUUUGCUUAAGCUGUUUGGUUAAGUUAUUCGCAGCAAGAGAAUAAAAUAAUUCAUUUGCUGUUUUUAGAUAUGAAUUCAUGACUGUCAGUAGUCUAUAAAUACACUUAUUGCUCA
This is a messenger RNA of Coffea arabica (coffee), 778 nucleotides long. RefSeq names its product major allergen Pru ar 1-like. Lineage: Eukaryota; Viridiplantae; Streptophyta; Magnoliopsida; Gentianales; Rubiaceae. The record is from RefSeq and is a predicted model, not a curated record. Gene Ontology annotation, molecular function: signaling receptor activity; abscisic acid binding; protein phosphatase inhibitor activity. Gene Ontology annotation, cellular component: nucleus; cytoplasm. Gene Ontology annotation, biological process: defense response; abscisic acid-activated signaling pathway.